Molecule: messenger RNA, 1253 nt
Organism: Ipomoea triloba (trilobed morning glory)
Lineage: Eukaryota; Viridiplantae; Streptophyta; Magnoliopsida; Solanales; Convolvulaceae
Product: general transcription factor IIF subunit 2-like
Exons: 6
Coding region: 136-951 (271 amino acids)
Biological process (GO): transcription initiation at RNA polymerase II promoter; transcription by RNA polymerase II
Cellular component (GO): transcription factor TFIIF complex
Source: RefSeq, a predicted model, not a curated record
UGGGCCGGUCAGAUCUAGUCCAGUCCAGUCCAGUCAAACUGCUUCAUCAGACAACUUCACCGUCGAAACUAACACGACUGAAAGAGAAAAGAGAACGAAAAUCCACAGAAAGCAAAAUUCGAGGGAGAAUCGGGAAUGGAAGACGAUCAUGGUAACAGCGCCACCACAGCCGUGGACACGGUCAAGGCCGAGAGAUUGGUGUGGCUUAUGAAGUGUCCUCUACUCGUCUCCAAAUCAUGGCAGUCUCAGGCCACCGCCUCCUCAUCAGACACGCCGCCGGUAGCUAAAGUUGUCGUUUCUCUCGAUCUUAUUCCUAAGAAGAAUCCCGACGCUCCCGAUGAUCCUCCCGUUGAUCAACCUCCCGAAUUCACAAUGGAAAUGAUUGGCAAUGAAGGUGGGAACGCACCAAAACGUUACUGCUUGAACAAGUCAAAUGACUUCGUCCCAAUGUGUAUAUUCUCAGAGUCAAGUCAAGCAAAGGUUGCCGCGGAAGGAAAAGUUGAGUUUAAAUUUGACAUGAAGCCAGACAAUCCGAAUAUGGAAGAGUACAGAAAGCUGUGUCGUGAAAGAACCAACAAAUCAAUGGUCAAGAACAGGCAAAUUCAGGUCAUUGAUAAUGAUCGUGGAGUAAACAUGAGGCCCAUGCCUGGAAUGUUUGGAAUGAUUGCAUCCAGUUCUAAGGAGAAGAAGAAAGCAGCUCCAGUUAAGGCUCCUGAGGUCAAAAGAACUAGGAGGGACCGUGGUGAACUGGAAGAUAUCAUGUUUAAACUUUUUGAAAGACAACCUAAUUGGACCUUGAAGAAUCUAGUCCUAGAGACAGAUCAACCUGCACAAUUUCUGAAGGAGAUACUAAAUGAGCUGUGUGUAUACAAUAAGAGGGGAGCAAACCAAGGUACUUACGAGCUAAAGCCUGAGUACAAGAAAUCUGCAGAGGAUGCAGGUGCUGAAUAAUAGCCUUCUUUCUCUGACUGUAUAUUAGACUUGCGAAGCAAGAAUGAGUCGUUAAUCAUGAGUUCCAAAUGAUCAGAGGUAUACUUUAGUUUUUCAAAAGUCAAUUGUAUUGCACUGGUGGAUAUUGUUGUUUAUCUUGGAAAAGAGGUAGAGGACCACGAAUGUGCCCAUAUAAUGACAUACACUAUAAUUCAUUCUCAGCUUUACCUUAUAGAUUCAUAUUCUCUUGUUUCCAUUUUUUAAAAAUCCUGUCGUAAUUCUGUAUUUAUUAUAGAUUGUAUAAAUGUGUGUAUUUAAUUCUA